CUGUUUUCCUACUGUUGAGUCACUAGUUGACAGAACAUCAAAGUGCGUUGCAGAAUAUAUCGCAGAGUUUGCAUCAUGGAAGUAAAGUAUUUUGCAGAAAUAUCCUCAUUUUAAUAAUUAUGUGCGCAUGUGCGUCCAAACAGCAGCGGUCCAGCACUUGCCGGCCGCGUCAUUCUUACAAAUAGAUACAUUGCGAUCGUUUAGCGCGAGAAAAGUUUAUGUAGCGAUCGCGUCGCGUGACGUUUGAAAUUCCGCGAAACUCAACAGGAGUGGCACUUGUAGUCGCCAUCGAUUGGUUGCAUCACACAAGUUUGUUUCACGAUAACGCGUAGUUGUUGAAGUGUAUGAAUUGUUUAUUGAUAGUCGGCAGAUCCCGGAUUUAACAUUCGCCUUAUAUAUGACUCUUAAAAGAUAGCGAGGGAAUUACCAAGCUUAAUAAAGAAACAAUAUCUAUAAGCAAAUCGUGAUAAUUAAUUGUAAAAUCGCAGUAUUGUUAGAAAUUGUGGUACUUCGUUCUGGAUAGGAAAUCCAAUAAAGAAAAAAAAGAAAAGUUUGUUUCCGAUAAUAUUCAUGGGCAUGUCACUAUUUGCCUGUUGCGUCCGUCAGAAUAAUCGAGCGGAAGAAGCACGUCAGCAAAUGCUGCAGACGAAGGAGCCGCCGGAGUUAUCGUGGGAGAACACGCUGGGUUCACCCCAUGGUGUGCCCUUCGACGACGAUACGAAGGACUUGCUGAAAAAAUGCCUCGAUGUCUCCGUGCCACCACCGACCAGUCUGGCGGAGCUAAUCAAGCGGGGCGAUGCAUUUCCCGUGAAGUUUCCAAUUAGCACCAUGAGAUGCGCCUCCCUGAGGGAUAGGGGAGUCAGCGCGGAGACUAUUGAGUUAAACGCGAAUUCGACAUAUCCGCUGAUACACGAGGCGAUGUUGCCCAUGAUUGCUGGAUGGUUGAAACACAAGCGGUUGUACGGUAGCGCUGUCGAGAAAGCCUUGUAUAAAGAUAUGAGCCUCAUCCAAUUCAUUCACCGCCUGCUGGAGAAAAGGGCUAUUUACUUUUACGGCCCAAACGAUCGAUGGAAAUUAAUCGACAACAAGACUGGCAUCGACGGAUGGGAGAGUAUUGGUACGAGCAAUGAGAAGGAACCAUUGGUCCUAACAAAAUGCUUGAGCUACGACGAGAUAAAAUUAUCGGCGAUGAUGGUGGUAUCAUCUCACACGGAGUUCAUAAACGACGGCGCGCGAAAUAAUAGAGGCAUCGUGAGCAGUGACCCAGACGCAGUCCAACCUCGUGGGGUUAUUAUGGGUGUCAUAGGCACAAGAUUGGAAAGGCCCCGAGUUAUGGAGUAUCAGGAUAUUCUCAUCACGCCGUUGCAAAACAAUAUAAAUAACGGGUAUGGACCCGGGAUAGAUGGCACGUCCGAAGAAAAACGUGGGAUGCGUGUUUUAUGGGCGAAGUUUUACGGCGCGGAUUAUCAUCCGCUCUAUGAGGAAAUUGUGAAAGGCGUUAAAUCGAAAGAAAACAAACGUUACUUAUCGUUAAGCAGCCAGACUAUCUUCGAUAUCGAGAAUUACAUGAAGAGGACUCUACUCUCCGUAGAAAUAAUAUUGCUCGAGGCGAACACUCGCGCCGAGAAGCAAAACACGACCGCUUUCUUGCACGUGGUCGGUUUUGGCCUCGGUGUCUGGCAAGUAAUUCAGGAUCAACAGAUGUAUUUCCUGAAAACGUUCGAGAUCGCUAUUAAAAAGAUGAACAAGAAGCUCAAGUACGUUUCUGAUAUCAUGUUCUCUUACUUCCGGCAGCAGAAGUGCGGCGACGCAGGAAACGGCGAUUAUCUGGGCAAUAUAAAAAUUCAUUUUGCCAUGAGAGAACCACACAGUAAGCUAUUUCGAGGUACUGAUGCGAAUAAACUGCUCAUUGUCACUUAUGCCUGGGAUGGAAACGCGUUGCCAGGAAACGAAUUCUGGAAUGGUUAUCUAGAGUCCAGCGGCGAUCCAGCGGCGGCGUGCAGCAGCCAAAUAACCGAGCUGCAUAAUUCCAGAAUCAAUCCACGCGCAUGCGGCUUCAGUUUGCACGUUGCAUCUGCGGCACACGGAAUUCUGCACAUAUCGGAUUACGCAAAGCUUCACCUUACUUAGGUAAUAUCCGAUACGUGCUUCUUUAUCGCCGCCGGUCUUCUUUGUUGAAUAAAGUUCUAUUUUGUGAACGUAAUCACGUGUGCGAAAUGAUAAACGAUGUUGCCUUCAUGCCUUUGCAUAAUCGAAAAAUUGCGAAAAUUAUUAUUCCUUCUUUAUCCUUUAAUUUUUUAAUAAAAUCAGUAUAAUAAUUGAUGGUAUAUUGCAUGUAUUUACCGGAGAAUAUUUUAUAUCGAAAAAA
Molecule: messenger RNA, 2368 nt
Organism: Formica exsecta
Lineage: Eukaryota; Metazoa; Arthropoda; Insecta; Hymenoptera; Formicidae
Exons: 10
Coding region: 571-2130 (519 amino acids)
Source: RefSeq, a predicted model, not a curated record